GUUUAACGUGCGCGUGCUACACCUGAUUGGACAAGGGGCGUAUCUUAAACUGCAGUCUCCCCCAGCUGAUUGCGCUCGUCUCUUUUUUCAGCUGGAGUUGUUUUUUUGCACUGAGCUCCUUUUUUUUUCCCCUGUACAUGUUUGUUUGUUUGUUUUUAACUUGCCUGUUUUAAAAUUCCUUAUCUAUGCUUUGUUUUAUAUAAAUAUCCUUCGUAGUUUGUUCGUUACCCAGUUUUUAAUGUGCAACUUUUUUUCUCUUUUGGUCAUAAUUUUUGUCAUGAUUCAUUUCGACCCAUAAAAAGUUUGUAGAUCAUUUUUUAAAUCAGGAUCAUCUCGGAAUUAAAGGACAGCCGGACGUUCAUAAUUAAAUCCGACCUUCUCCAGAUCCCAUCGCUCGACAUGCUGUCACUUGGGAAUCAGCUCCGGCGCCUGUGCGCGUUCACGGCUGAGGAUGAAGAUGAGGAGGAUGAUGAGGAGGAGGACGGAGGCGCCGCGCUGGACCUGACGCUCACGGCCGUGCAAACGCUCCUCUACGCGCUGCUCUUCUUCUUCAUCUACUCGCAGCUCUGGCUCAUCCUGCACUACGGCCACAAACGCCUCAGCUACCGGAGCGUCUUCCUCUUCCUGUGCCUGCUCUGGUCGGCCCUCAGGACCACACUCUUCUCCUUCUACUUCAAUAACAUGGCCCAGGCGAGUCAGCUGCAGCCGCUGCCCUUCUGGCUCUUCUACUGCUUCCCCGUGUGCCUGCAGUUCUGCACCCUCUGCCUCCUCAACCUCUACUUCGCUCAGAUCAUGUGUAAAGCCAAAGCGAAAUAUUCCCCAGAACUCAGCAAAUACAAGACGCCGCUGAAGUUGGCCUUCUUGUUCAUCAGCCUCUUCUUCCUGGUGGUGAACGUUACAUGCUCUCUUAUGGUGCUGACCCAGAAGAACAUGGAAGCCAGCAAUGCAAAGCACAUAGUUCUGGCUCGUGUGCUAAUCAACGACAGCCUCUUCGUGCUGUGCGCCAUCUCGCUUGCCACCUGCAUCUGUAAACUUGCCAAGAUGUCCUCGGCAAACGUCUAUCUGGAGUCGAAGGGGACAUCAGUGUGUCAGGCCACAGCCACCGGAGCAGCGGUUGUGCUGCUGUACACAUCGAGAGCGUGCUAUAAUCUCGCCAUAGUGGCCGUAUCUCCCAAAGACCGGGCCACUCCGUUCAGCUACGGCUGGUACAGCUUCUCCGACCAGACUGAUGUGGAGAAGAUCAGCGGGAAGGCCUACAUGGUGUUCGGAAUUGUUCUGUUUUUCUGGGAGUUUGUCCCCACCACCCUCCUCGUGGUGUUCUUCAGAGUUCAGCGGCCCAAUCAAAACCUGGCACCAGGUGGCAUGAUCCACAGCCACAGUUUCAACUCCAGGGCGUACUUCUUCGACAAUCCAAGACGCUACGAUAGUGACGAUGACCUGUCCAGAAGCAUCAGCUCCAGGAGUGAAAGGGGAAGCGGUACGAUGACUUCGUCGUCUCAGCUGGGCGCAAGUUGGUACGGGUCCAUCCAGAAGACUGGAAGCUUCACGUUCACCGCACCUCAUACCCCCACUGCUCCACUGCUCCUGCCCUAUGGGAGCGUACAGACCAGCCAUCACCACAACUACUACUCCACCCCACAGGACUGUUACUCCAGCUCUCAGACUCACUACAUUACCCCACAGAACUCAACCACCAGUCUGGAGUAUGAAACGGAACGGACAAGACUCUGUGGACCUUAGACAGGUGCAGGAGAUGCGUAUGGUUCAAAACCUCUUUGUAUUUUCAAAUAUUCAGCGGCUCAAAAAAAAGGGACUGGAGAGAUGCGAGAUAAUAAGAAGGUCAUUCGGUGCUCCCCAUGUAGUAUCGCUAAUUUCCCAAGGAUCUGACUAAUAUGAGGACCAAUAAUUGAUCUGCACAAUUCCUUUAUGUUCAUGGGGUUCAGCAUGGCCAUGUCCUAAAAUUCCUCUGGUUUCCAACCUUUAAGAGCCUGCUCCUUGUACUGAGAACUUUCAGAGCACGGGUUGAAAGUGUUCUUCAGGAUGGCGUGAAGGGAGAAGUCAAACAUAGACCGUUAGCAUAAACAGUAAAGACGAUGACGCGUCGUUUGAGACGUGAAAAUGUUCAAACGAAUCUUCAGAUAUGACGAAUGUUCUUGGAAAGAUCUAUUUUUAUGACAUGUGAAUGAAUGUAUAAGUGUGUAUGCGACCGAAUUAAUGGUACUAACAUCUCACUAGUAAGCGCAUUGUACUAUUUAACAUGGGGGUGCCAUUAUAUAUUUUCUUUAGAGCCGCAUUCAUCCGAUUCCAAGUAUUGCUUAUUUUGCUUGCCUGAAUUCUUGCUCUUGGCUGACAGGAGUGGAACCUGAUGCAGUGCUCCAUUGUUGACAUAUUCCUCAGCUCACCAUGGUUACAAAGAGAUAAUGAUGCUGUUUGUGGAAAUCUCAUGAUAUCCAGGUGUACCUGAGGUUCUUUAAGCAGUCUGGCAUUAAAAUCGCAUUAUUCCUCCCCAUUCCGAUAAACACUACCUGAAUUAUUUGGCCAAAAUCUGCUUGAUUUGAUGCAUUGGGUUGCUGCCACUUGAUUGCUUGGUAGAUGAAUGGCCGUUUGCACAUCAGGCUUUUGUGUUACCUAAAGCAAAUCAUGAAACGCGAUGUUUUCACCAACAAACAUCACUAUCUGGUGUCAGCUGAUCAUCAGUGCUGUAUCAAAAUUGAUUGGUGCGGCCGUAUAUUUUUAGUGCAUAAUGUUUGUACAUAAGCAGUCACAGUGGCCAUAAUUCCCCCUUUUUUUAAAUUUGUGUUUACAGGCUUUUCAGCAAACUGAGUCCAAGCUGAAGUAACCUUUCUGUUUUCAUUAUAUUGGUGGUUAAUCAGAUUGACCCAAAAAACUUUCACCUCACGAAGAACAUUUGAUCCGACACAGAUGCGUCCUUUUCUACAUUCUUUAUUUAUUCGUUUGCACCACAGCUUCAUAAUGUAGUUCCAUUGCAACUCUUUUAAUUUGUUUUCUGGUGUAGCACUACGAGUUAGCAUUGGGAGGCAGGGCUUAGGGAUGUUUAUCAGUAGUCAUUCACAUAAUUACAAUCAGGCUUGCUACCAGUUAACAGCGGAAUCGCACACAAAAUAAUGGCCGCUCACUGGGUACAGUGUAAAACAUAAGAUGUGCAUCUCAAACCUACAGAAAUCCUAAGAGGCCAUGCAUUAUCAUUUUUUUUCUUUCUUGUUUCCUCAUGAUAAAGUACCUUUUAUGUGUAUUCAGCAAAAGAGCACUUCAUGAUAUACAUCAGAAACAUUUCAAAUGAUUACAAUACAAUUAUGUUGAGAGAAAACAGGUUUUGACAUUGAGAACUCGUGGGGGGG
Silurus meridionalis is the source of this 3359-nucleotide messenger RNA. RefSeq names its product G protein-coupled receptor 137c (gene gpr137c). Gene Ontology annotation, cellular component: lysosomal membrane. Gene Ontology annotation, biological process: positive regulation of TORC1 signaling. NCBI's taxonomy places the organism in Eukaryota, Metazoa, Chordata, Actinopteri, Siluriformes, Siluridae. The record is from RefSeq and is a predicted model, not a curated record. The coding region runs from base 400 to 1740 and encodes 446 amino acids. The transcript is spliced from 7 exons.